This is a messenger RNA of Camellia sinensis, 438 nucleotides long. RefSeq lists its product as uncharacterized. NCBI's taxonomy places the organism in Eukaryota, Viridiplantae, Streptophyta, Magnoliopsida, Ericales, Theaceae. The record is from RefSeq and is a predicted model, not a curated record.
AUGGCUCGCAAUAGUGUAAUGAAUAUGAUUAUUGAUGGCUCUGAUUCUGAUAAUGAAUUGGAGAUAUUUACAAUAGCUGCUUCAGAAGAAGAGCGACUAAAUAAUAAGAGACAGUUAGAAUUACAUCAUGGUUCCAUUCAAGGUCAUGCAAUUAUUUAUCGUAAUCGAAUUCAAGGCCACAAGAGACUUUAUCAAGACUACUUCUCUGAAACUCCUACAUAUCCUCCCAAUUUAUUCAGAAGGAGGUUCCGAAUGAGUCGAUGUCUCUUUCUUCUUAUUUUAUCUACGGUGAAAGCAUAUGAUCCUUAUUUUGUCCAGAAAAAAGAUGUUGUUGGAGUUCUUGGUCUGUCUUCCUUUCAAAAGAUGACUGCUGCUAUGAGGAUGCUCGCUUAUGGAGUAGCGGCAGAUUCUGUAGAUGAUUAUGUGAGAAUUAGAUAA